AUGAGCUCCAUAUAUAUGAUUGUAUCUAAACCAUUUUUGUCAUGUAUCUUUGGUUUUAUCAUUCUUGGAUGUCAAGAUUUGGUGAACGAUCCCCACCUAACUCUAGUAAAUUAUGGUAAGAAAUAUGGAGAUGUAUUUACAAUGAAGAUUGGCAGUCAGCCUGUGAUUGUACUCAACUCCAUAGAUGUUAUUAAAGAAGCAUUAGUCAAGAAACAGAAUGAUUUUGCUGGGAGACCAUAUUUUUAUUCAUUGUCAAGUCUGAUGUCAGAAAAGAGUCAAAACAUUGUAUUUGGUGACUUCACUGCUAAGUGGAAACUCCAGCGAAAAAUAGGUCAUCAAGCCAUUAGAAAUUAUGCUAGCGGCGAAAAGCUAGAAUCUCUUAUACGAUGUGAAGCCUUUCCUACUUUCCAGAGAGCUGUCUCCCAAAACAAUGGAAAACCAUUCCUUCCGAAACCACUACUUUUCCUACUUGUGGGUAAUAUCAUAGCUUCCAUGUGUUUUGGAAAAAGUACAACGGUGAUUAGUAUGGUCUUGUCUCAUUUCCUAGCGGGAUUAGAUACCACAAUCAACACAUUAAAUUGGUUCGUUGCUUACCUAACGUAUUACCCUGACGUGCAGUCUAAGGUACAGAGAGAAAUCGAUGACGUUAUUGGUGAUGGUCGUCUGCCGCUGUUAUCUGAUAAAGGCAAACUACCAUAUUGUGAAGCCGUUAUAUACGAGGUCAUGCGAAUAAGAACAGUUGUACCGCUUGCCAUACCUCAUACUACUACUGUGGAUACGUCUGUGGGUUUACAAGAUGAGGAUCUUUGUCUGUUCGCAACCUCUAUUUCUCAAUCUACAGUUCCCACUCCAGAUGGUGCCAGAAUUGAUGUUCUUUCACUAACCAAUAAUCAAUGUCUUUCUAUGUUCAUAUUUGAGAAAGAUGAACUCUUUCGUUUGAAGUCUGCUCUGAAAAUUCCGCAUAAAAGACUGUGGCAACUGGAGUGGAAGCUUUAUGCGUCCUACUGA
Molecule: messenger RNA, 1008 nt
Organism: Saccoglossus kowalevskii
Lineage: Eukaryota; Metazoa; Hemichordata; Enteropneusta; Harrimaniidae
Product: steroid 17-alpha-hydroxylase/17,20 lyase-like
Source: RefSeq, a predicted model, not a curated record